GUAAACAAUUCACGAUCAAUCAUGAUGAGGAGUCCAACUUGUUAAUUUUAAAAGUCGAUUUGCUCUUUGGUCAUUCGCUUUUUCUUCUUUGAUUCAUCACCGCUUCAUCUGUCCAUUCAAGUGUAAAACAUUAUUCCAGGAAUCCAGUGUAGAGCAAAAAUGUGAAUCAAAGAGACUCGUGCCAUUGUAUCUUUUAUCUCAUUUUGGUUUUGAUACAUUUCUUUUAUUGAUGAUUCAAUCUCUGGUAAUAACUAUGCAACACCCAAGGCAAUAAUAAUGGGCAUCACAAGGAAUGGGAAGAAAGAAAAAGGAGAAAAAUGAAAAUACCAAGAAAUUUGGUCACUGCAUUCAUUGCAUUCAGAUCUUGAUUGGCAAUAUUUUCACUUUGAAGCAAGCAAGAAAAAAAAGACGAAGAAAGAUGAUAAAGAUGAAAAAUGAUGGAAAUGGCAGAGGCAAGGAAAUAUGUCGAAUCGAUUGUAAGCAGAGGAAUCUCAAUGUUACAAUAACAAGAGAAGCAAAUUACACCAAUAAUUUGUAGUUAACAACAAGAGUAUCAUAUUAACAUUUACUGUAACCUCAAAGGCCUUUUAGGGUAACAAGUGAAAGAUGAAUAGGUCACAAUGGCCGUUCUCUUUGGCCUUUGCAAUUUAAUCCUUGAUGAUGAUUGUCGAUGAUAAUGAAAAAUGGAAAUUUGGAGCAAACUUUUUUACUCUUUUUUUUCUGGUUCCUUUCAUUUCCUCGGACAAGAGCAGAAAAGGAGAAGAAAAAAGUGAAAAAAGAAGUGAAACGAAGAGGAAAGCAUCUCAUCUCAUCCAUCUGUACAAAGAUGAAUCUCUCACAUGUGUAUCAUCUUCAUCAUCAUUAUCAUCUUGUAAUGCUUUUCUUGUUAUUAUCUUAAUUUUUCUUCUCGUCCAUCGUUCUUUGCUCUUUUUUUCAUUUGCAAAGAGAAGAAAAAGAAGAAGAAAAAAACACAGAAAAAGUAAAGUAUCUCUUCUGUCAUUCCUCAUCCAGCAUCUCCUCACUUUUGUUCUGUGUAUUUGUUCAUUUUCUUCAUCUUCCUCCUUCUCAUCAUCCUUCUCCUCCCUCAGACAAAAUUGAAUAUUAUUUGCUCUGUUCGCUCACUUUUACUCUUCACCAUUGAGUCUAUGCGUAAAGCCCCUUCACAGUUGAACAUUGGGAGAAUGGUGUUAGACUUUCAUUGAGACAUCAUCUCAUUGUUUCCAUCACAACUAAUCAAAGUUAUUGAAAUCAUUUAUUGUCUCUCUCUCUCUCCCAUUUCCCACCCUCUCUCACUAAACAUCUCUGUCUCUGUCUCUCCCUCGUCUCUCGCUUCUCUCACCAAAGAUCUAACGAUGAUGCUAUGAUUGUCUUAACGGAAAGAUGAGCUUAUUUUACAUUCUGUUAACUGUAACAGUUCAAAUUAUUAUUCUUGCAACAAUUUGCCAAAUACCUUUAACCAUCUCAGCGCCAUCAUCUAAUCACAAUUAUCAAAGUAACAAUCAACAUUAUGGAUAUAAAGAGAAAUUACGAUCUUCGUCUAAAUCGACACCCAAAUUGCCAUCAAGUUUACCACCUUCAUCAUCGUCCACUUUUCACUCGGCAUCAUCUUCUUUACCCUCAUUUUCAUUCGCCUCACAACUUGUCCAUUCACCAAUUAAACGGACACCUCGUGCAGCAACUGCUCGACCUGAGCGACUCUGGGAUUACGGUGUGAUUCCGUAUGAAAUUGAGGCCAACUUUUCAGGUGACCAUAAAGCUCUCUUUAAACAAGCCAUGCGUCAUUGGGAAAACUUUACUUGUAUUCAGUUUGUCGAGCGAACACCCGAACAUCCAAAUUACAUUGUAUUCACCGAACGUCCUUGUGGUUGUUGCUCUUUUGUCGGUAAACGAGGCAAUGGUCCACAAGCCAUUUCAUUGGGUAAAAAUUGUGACAAGUUCGGUAUUGCGGUCCAUGAGUUGGGUCAUGUGGUUGGAUUUUGGCAUGAACACACUCGACCUGAUCGGGAUAAGCACGUUGAAAUUGUCAACAACAACAUAAUGUCGGGCCAAGAGUACAAUUUCAAUAAGCUUUCCGAUGAAGAGGUCAACUCGCUAGGAUUAACCUAUGAUUUUGAUUCGAUUAUGCAUUAUGCUAGAAACACUUUUUCUAAGUCAACCUAUUUAGACACCAUUUUACCUCAAGAAGAUACAAUACAAAAAACGAGACCCGAAAUUGGUCAACGAAUAAGGUUAUCGAAAGGAGACAUUUCACAAACAAAUUUACUCUACAGAUGUCCCAAGUGCGGUCGAACUCUUCAAGAGCCAAGUGACGCCUUUUGGUCUCCUUACUAUCCAAAUGGAUCCAAUCAAAUUGAAAGUGAACAUUGUGAAUGGCGAAUCACGGCAACUCACGGAGAACGCAUUCAAUUGAACAUUACCGAUUUGGACAUUGUCUCUUCUUCUGCAACGGAUGAGGUUAACGAUGAAUGUUUUGACAAUUAUAUUGAAGUUCGAGAUGGCUAUUGGCCUAAAUCACCUUCACUUGGACGAUUUUGUGGAACCAAAACUCCGGACAUUAUCAUGUCCACUGGAUAUCGAUUGUUGGUUACCCUGAAAACGACCAUCAAACAAGUUGGACAUAAAGGUUUCAAAGCUCAUUACGAAGCGAUUUGUGGUGGUGAUAUUGUUAGUGAAGAAGGAACUCUUCAAAGUCCCAAUUAUCCUGAAGACUAUCGACCCAACAAGGAAUGCAUUUGGAAGAUAAUUGUUCCAGAGAAAUAUCAAGUUGCCCUUAAAUUUUCCUCUUUUGAGAUUGAAUCUCAUGACAACUGUGUCUAUGAUUACCUUGAGAUACGAGAUGGACAUUCAUUAUCAAACUCACCCAUUUUGGGUAAAUUUUGUGGACACAGAAUUCCAAAUGAUAUAAGAUCGACAAGCAAUAAACUUUUAAUCAAAUUUGUAUCUGAUUCGUCCGUCCAAAAGGCUGGUUUUUCAGCCAAUUUUAUCAAAGAGUUCGACGAAUGUUCCUCAGGUAACCAUGGAUGUGACCAUAUUUGUGUUAACACAUUAGGUGGUUACCGGUGUGAGUGUCGCAUUGGAUACGAGCUUCACUCAGAUGGGAAAAAGUGUGAAAAUGCUUGCGGUGGUUUAAUUGAACUAUUCAAUGGAACUCUGGUCAGUCCAUCAUUUCCUGAUCUUUAUCCACCCAACAAGAAUUGCAUUUGGGAAAUUGUUGCUCCACCACAAUUCAGGAUAACAUUGAAUUUCACUCAUUUCGAUUUGGAAGGAAAUAAUCAAGAUUGUGAGUAUGACAGUGUUGAGGUGAAGAGUGUUAAAAGUGACAAUCCAGAUUAUUAUAAACAUGGAGUAUUUUGUGGUCCAACAAAUCCGCCGACAAUCACCUCGAUUGGGAAUAGUUUGAGGAUUGCAUUCAACACUGAUAAUAGUGUACAGAAAAGUGGAUUCUCGGCUUCAUUUUUUACCGAUAAAGAUGAAUGUGUUGUUAACAAUGGCGGCUGUCAACACAUUUGUAUCAAUACAAUAGGAUCAUAUAAGUGUGCCUGCCACAAUGGCUUUGUCCUUCAUGAAAAUAAACAUGAUUGCAAGGAGGGAAGUUGUACUCAUUCAAUUGUAUCACCCUUUGGGUUAAUCAGUUCACCCAAUUAUCCUGAACCAUAUCCUAACCGUAAAGACUGUGCUUGGCUAUUUACCACCACUCCAGGUCAUCGAAUUAAACUCGUCUUUGAAGACUUCGAACUGGAAACUCACCCUGAAUGUGCUUAUGAUCAUUUACUUGUCUAUGAUGGACCGACAAUGGAUAAUACCACUUUGGGUAAAUUUUGUGGAUCCAAAUUGCCACAUCCGUUGCUUUCCUCGUCAAACAAGUUGUACAUGAUCUUCAAGUCUGACCCAUCAGUCCAACGGAAAGGCUUUAAAGCAACUCAUACAACUGUUUGUGGUGGCCGGUUGAUUGCUACUUCCAAUGUUGAACAUUUAUAUUCUCAUGCUAAAUACGGUGAUUCCAAUUAUGACAAAAAGGAAGAUUGUGAUUGGGUUAUUGAAGCUCCUGAUGGUUAUCGGGUUAGACUGAGAUUCCUUACCUUUGAAAUUGAAGCGGAAAAUGAUUGUAGCUAUGAUUAUGUGGAAAUAUUUGACGGUUAUGACACUUCAUCUCGUCUUAUUGGACGCUACUGUGGUAAUACUUUGCCACCUGAAGUUUUAUCAACAAGUGAGUACCUUUUGGUUCGCUUUCAUUCCGAUGAUACUCAGCACAACAAAGGAUUUUCUAUUGUUUAUCAUGGAUUGGAUGGAAAUGAAGAUGGACAAUUCAUCAAUCAUUCGUCAUCACUUCGAUAAAUGUUAACUUAUGUGAUUUACAAUCUUCAGCGGAAAUUGAUUGGAAAAAUUAGUGAUAAUCCUUUUUACAUACUCUGCAUAACUCUUUAUUCCGCGAUGCAUCAGAAUAAAAAGUAAUUAACAAUCAACGAAAUAAUCUGAAUAAAGAUGCUUUAACUCGAGA
Molecule: messenger RNA, 4498 nt
Organism: Tetranychus urticae (two-spotted spider mite)
Lineage: Eukaryota; Metazoa; Arthropoda; Arachnida; Trombidiformes; Tetranychidae
Product: protein tolkin
Biological process (GO): proteolysis
Molecular function (GO): calcium ion binding; zinc ion binding; metalloendopeptidase activity
Source: RefSeq, a predicted model, not a curated record